Messenger RNA from Macrobrachium nipponense, 6889 nucleotides. RefSeq names its product arylsulfatase B-like. Bases 174 to 1889 code for a protein of 571 amino acids. The transcript is spliced from 11 exons. Lineage: Eukaryota; Metazoa; Arthropoda; Malacostraca; Decapoda; Palaemonidae. The record is from RefSeq and is a predicted model, not a curated record.
CAUGCAAAAGGCAGGUUAUCGAACACCUGACACAAUCCACGUGAAUAUCGUCAGCUGUUGUUUGUUUUGAAUCACUCGUGUUAUCAAGAAUUAUCGUAACAUCAAUGACAUUUUUUUUAUUGGGACAUAGGUACUAAAUCCGGCAUUUUGAUAGAGUUAUUUUUCAAGUCAAAAUGGGGAAAGAAAUAUUUUUUACAACCUUUGCAUUGGCCAUCCUCCAGACUUUUAAGUCUACAGUUGUUUGUGCAGAUCCACCACACAUCAUAAUCAUAGUUGCUGAUGAUCUUGGUUUUAAUGAUGUUGGAUUCCAUGGAUCUACACAGAUACCCACUCCUAAUAUAGAUGCUUUAGCAUACUCAGGUGUUAUUCUUCAGAAUUACUAUGUGCAGCCAAUAUGCACACCUUCAAGGUCAGCCCUACUAUCAGGAAAACAUCCAAUUCACACAGGUCUUAAUCAUGAUGUUAUCUAUGGUCCUCAACCUUAUGGUUUACCUCUUGGAGUUCAGUUGUUACCACAGCAUCUCCUGAAGUUGGGUUAUAAUACAAGACAUGUUGGGAAGUGGCAUCUUGGCAUGGCUAUUAAGGAACUAACUCCAACUUUUCGUGGUUUCCUUUCUCACUUUGGCUAUUGGACUGGUCAUGAAGACUAUUAUGACCACACGUCUGUUGAAUCGCCUGGUUAUUGGGGUUACGAUUUUCGUCGAAAUAUGACUGUUGCUGAUGACUGUUAUGGCAAGUAUGCAACUGACCUCUUCACUGAUGAAGCUGUCAAUAUUAUUCAGAAGCACAAUGCAUCCAAGCCUUUAUUCCUAUAUUUAGCCCACUUGGCUGUUCAUUCAGGGAAUCCAUAUGCUCCAUUACAAGCGCCUAAGGAAAUUGUUGAGAAAUUUUCUUAUAUUGAAGAUGAAAACAGAAGGAAAUUUGCAGGCAUGCUUUGGAAAUUGGACGAGUCAGUGGGUCAUGUGAUAGAUGCUUUAGAUCGCCAACAGAUGCUUCAGAAUGCAGUAAUCUUAUUCACAUCAGAUAACGGAGGCCCAGCAGGAGGAUUUAAUCUAAAUGCUGCUUCUAAUUGGCCACUUAGAGGGGUCAAGGCAUCAAUGUGGGAGGGAGGAGUACGAGGGGCAGGCUUCAUUUGGUCUCCAAAACUUCUUAAUCCAGGACGGGUUUCUCACGAGAUGUUACAUAUCACUGACUGGUUACCAACUCUUAUAUCAGCUGCUGGUGGGGAUGUAUCCAGUUUAGGGGCUAUAGAUGGUGUUGACCAGUGGAAAUCACUGUCUCUAGAAACUUCUUCUCCUCGUAAAGAGUUCUUGGUAAACAUUGAUCCAAUGCAUGAUAGUGGCGCAGUCAGAAUUGGAGAUUGGAAGCUAAUGUUCAGGCCUCAGGCUUAUGGAUCAUUUUGGGACUCUUGGUUUGGUCCUAGUGGACGUAAUGAAACCGCUCCAGAAACUCAGCUAGAUGUGAUAUUGGCUCAAGUACUGAAUUCAUCAGUAGCUCAUGCUGUGAAGAAAAUAAUCCCUGAUGCAUAUGCAAAUAUCAAAUCCUUGAGGGAAAGUGCUGAAGUUCAUUGUGAUCCAGUUCCCCUCAAUGUAACAAAGUCGUGCGAAUCCAAGGAAUCUCCCUGUCUCUUCCACAUUCCAAGUGAUCCAUGUGAAUACAAUGAUAUUGCAGCCCUUCAUCCUGAUGUUGUGAGCAUUGCAAAAAUAUUACUGGCGCAAUAUAAUGCAACUGCCAUUCCACCAGGAAACAAACCUUUUGAUCCUGCUGCUAAUCCCAAAUAUUGGGGUUAUACGUGGACAAACUGGAAAGACUAUCCCACCCCUCUUACAGCCAGUGUAGAAGAGGUAGCAUAUUCCUAUGACAUUUAUGGUGAUAUACGUACUGAUUAAAGUUUGGCUGCUAUAGUUCAGGUAACAACAGGAUGUAAUUGAUUAUGUGUUUGAGAUAAUUACCAGUGUUUUGAUAAAUUUGUUUAGCUGUUUGGAUGACAGAAAUAUGAAAAUAUGAUACUGCAAUAGUGAACCUCUGUGUAGUUUGAAUAUACAUAUCUCUUAGCUAAGGUAUGAGGGGAAGUUUGGCAUAUGUUAUCUAAGUGUAUUUUAUUAAAUAAGCAUAGGCGGGAUUAAAUUCCUAAUGUGUUUUUUAGUUGAAGAUAAUCUCCAAAGUUGUGUUUUUUUGGAAAAGUUCUGGAUUUACUAUUUCCUUUCAACUUUAACCAUUAUCAUUUCUGCUUUCAUUGAGAAUUUAAUAUAGAAUAAUUAAUUUUAAUUUAUAUUCAGGUUGAUGGGCCAUUUAAACACUCAAGUCAUUGCUUUGUAGCAUUGGUAAUAUUAUUAAUACACUGCUAGAUCUCAUAGAAAAAUAAGUAAAUUAUAAUGCUGUAUAGCCUCCUUUUUAAUAAUUUUGCCGAUAAACAAUACUUUUGUCAUUUGGAACUAGUAUACUUUGAAUGAUAGUAACAAAGUAAAAAAAGUGUGACAGGAUUGUCUAGCAAACAUUAAGAGAAUGGGUAUAGGAUCAAUGCUAAUGAAUAAAGAUAUACAGCAAAAGCAUUUUUCAUGUACAAUAUUGUAUUAAGUGAUGUUCUUUAGCAUUCUGUAAUUUCAAAUAAUAGGAUAUUUUUAGGUACCAUAGAAGUUGAUGUAACUGUAGACUCCUAGGUUACUUUUACUUAUACAGGGUGAUGUUCACUGAAGGUGAAAUCGCUACAGCAAGGCAAUAUUCAUCAUUUCAACUUUUACUAAUGCUCACUGCCCAUUUCAGCAAGGCUCUCCCUUUUUUUUUCAGUAACAACAUAAUAUGUACAGUGGUACCUUGACCUGUGAAUGAAUUAAUGUAAGAGUUUUCCAAGGUACGAGUCGUCACUCAGUCGAUUUUUUGCUUUGUUACAUGAGCAAAAAAACAGAGGUAGUAUGAGCUCGAGAUGCCCCUGCUACAUAGAUGGUGUAGUGACAAAAAUUAAGAUAAGCAAAAGAAGAAAAAGUAAAUAUGCAUCUUUUCCAUGAAUCUUUUAAAAAGUUGUAUAUUACUUCACUGUAUCCAGCAAUAUAGUAUGUAUUCUCAUAUUAUUGUAUUAUAAAAUACUAACAUAGCAGUCAAUGUUUUGGUUUGGAAAUCAGCUAAUGGUGAAUAAAAGUUUCUUUCACCUUAUUUAACUCAAUUCUGUGAGAAUUUUCUUGCUUCUAGUCAGCAUAAAGGAAUUGACUUAUAUGAGACAAGGUCAUGUUUCAUUCUGCUACAUGUUUUUAAUCGAAAUAUGAAUAACACAUCUCGUUGUGAUUGUGAACUAAAUUUUUUGUUAACGGAUUGCAUUUGCGGGCUGUUUAUUAAGUAAAAAAAUUAUGUGAUUCCAUUUGCUAUUUUCACUUUAUUCCAUUGUAAUAUGAGCUUACGUUAUCUAUUUUUUAUCAGCAUGAAAACAAUAACGUGCUCUUUUAAGCCAAGUAGUUUUGAUUAAAAUGAUUUUCCCUUAAUUUUUUCUAUGGUUGUGUUUGAUGGCAUAAGUUUACCGGAGUUUUAUCCUUGUUGCCGAUGCACAAUAAUAGUCAUUAGCAGCUUCAACAGUCUUCUCAGCUUCAGCUACAACUUGGUUUAAAUAUAACAGUAUUUUCCUUGUUGAUCUAUGAUCUAUAGCAAAUAAAGAUAUUACAUAAAAAUAUCUCAGUCCUAUUCUAUAUAACGUCAUUUAUAACAUAACUAUGGUACAGUGGUCCCCCUGUAUUCACACGGGAUGCAUUCCAGACCUCCCUGAGAAUAGUUACAACCCGUGAAUAGUAGGAACCCUGAUAAAAAUGCUUAAAAUCUCUUAUUUUGUUAGUUAAAACUCAAGAAAAACCCACUUAAAAUUUUAAUACCUGGUUUUUUUAAGUUCUAUCCCAAAAGUGCAUUUUAUGAAAAAAAAAAAUGGGGGAUAUUUCUCAUAGAAAAAUACCACAAAUAGGGGAAUUUUCUGCAAGUAAUGUGGGGAAACAUUCCAGAAAGAAACCUGCGAAUCCAUGAAUCCGGAGAACGCGAAUACAGGGGGUCCACUGUAAUUGUUUACUAUUGUACAAUGGUUGAAAUACAAGCCAAACAGAUGUUGUUGUUACCCAAUUUGGUUGUACUUGGAAAAAAAGUUGUUUCUCAUUUGGCUGUUCGUGGCUGUAUACAUUUAUGCAACGACUACAAUGUUACAACAAUACUUUCAUCAAUUAGAAGAUGCCUGCACCUGUUGCGAGCAAAAUUUAAAAAUACUUUCAAAAUAUUAUCAUAUCAUUAUUAAUUACCAACCCCAUCGUAAAAUUGGAUUAUCGUAAGAUGAAUUAUCAUAACUUGAACACUACCUGUACACUGUAUAAAACCUUAUUAUAUAUUACAUACUCUUUCUAUUAUAUUUUUAUAUAGUAUUUGUUAUUUAGAAAUGUAUUUUCCUUAUUUAAUAACUUGAAACAUAAAACAUGGGGUGGCAUUUUGAGGGUUGGAAAGGAUUAAGGGAAAAUUGAUUUGAUGUGUGAGCAGAUUGGGCUACAAGCUCGGCCACAGAACGAAUUAAACUUGUAGGUCAAGGUACCACUGCAUAUAAUUUCCCUUGACAGGUAUGUGUCAAGUUUUAAAGGGGAGUUUAGUGGUCAUUUGUAUAUCUGAACUUGGUAUGGUGAAACAAAUGUAAUUUUUGAUUGCAUUUCUGGUGGUUUUGUGUUUGUGUAAGGUGUUGUUUUUAACUACCCCUUUGGUGGUGUGUUUUUGGCAAGGUAUAUUAUUUUUAACUGCACUUCUGGUGGUGUGUUUAUGCAAGGUAAAUUUUUUCAACUGCACUCCUGUGGUGUUAAUUUGUACAAGGUAUAUUAUUUUAGUGCGUUCAGAGAACACACAAGGUUGGGUCAUUCAAAAUUACUUUUAUCAGUCACCAAUGUUUUGAAAUAUUUGGGUGCUUUUGUAGAAAAUAAUAAACAUUAUAAAUAAAACUACAUUUCUUCAAGAAAUAGUAUGUUUGUGGAAAAACCAUUAUGUGUGUACGUAUAUAUUACUUGCACAAAUUAAUUUGCUGCCAUAAUUAUUUUCUUAUGUUCAGUACAGUAAGAGUACUAUUAACUUGGCAUUUGGAAUAUUUUGGAAUGAAAAUGUUCAAGGAACUUAAAUCAGGAUAUGUUGGACAAAUUUAGAAACAUUUUUAAUUGUGCACAUAAAAUUUGUGAAAAUAUUAAACAAGUCAUUGUGAAAAUUUUAGUACCUCUCUCAUUUAAAGUACUGUAAUGCAUAAAGGGGCUUAAAAAACUUAAACUUGGAAAUAAAAUGGAGAGAGAGAAAAAAAAUUCAAAUGUAAUACAUACUGUAAAAAUUUCAAAUUGCCAACAAGUUUAUACCUGGCUCACUGACAUUAAAAUGAUUCUUAAGUGAACUGAGCACUAUUACUGAAUGUAUGCUUAAAAUAAACAACAGGAGAUUGCCUUGUAUAUUUUAUUGCAUUUUUUUUUCAAUUUUUUUUAGUAUAGUUUUAGGUUACAGUGUUUUGCAAAUCCCUUGGGCAGAGUACUCUACUUGUUUAGGUUGUUAUUAUUUUAUUGUGCUAUAGAGUAAGAUAUGAAUAGAGCAGUGUUUCUUAAACUUUCUUGUGUAGCGGACCCCUUAUUAUGAUAAUUUCCCUCUUGGGUUUUAAAAGUGUUUUCAGUACUAAAAUUGCUACUGAAUUAUUUAUUAAUGGCUUAUCUUCAACAUAAAUGUUCAUCUUUUACUUAAAAUAACUUUAACAACAUUAUUAAUUUUGCAAUUUUGCACACAAACUUUAGUGAACUUAACAGCAACGCUUCCUCCUCACAUUAUCCCGAGGACCCCUUGGAACAUUCCAUGGACCCCUGGGGGUGUGUGGACCACACUUUAAGAAAAACUGGCAUAUAAUAAGAGAGUACAUUCUUUAAAAAAACCAUUAAGCAUUUUUAGUUAUAUUUUCAUAGCAUUGAUGUCUUGCAAAUCAUAACACUGUACUACAUUCUAUAUAAAGGUGAUGGGUCUUUUAAUGGCAUACAUACUUUAUUUUACAUGAAGAGAGUAAGGUCACUUGUAUUGUAGCAAUGUACAAGGACCUGAAAAUUCACUGCACUGAACAACUGGCAUUAUGUGGCGUGGUCACACUUUCACUCGCAAACACACACCCACAGUGCAGAUGAUUUUCAGUGUGCAUAUUCUGAUAUAUACAUGAUUUUUGUUGGGAUUCUAUGGGUGUGUAAAAGAUGGAUUAAUAGUAGAGUACUGUAAACAUUCUAUAUAUAUGUAGUAUGUACUGUAGACAUUCUAUAUAUAACUAGUUAUUUUAUGUGUACAAUACCUAAUACUAUGUUUAGGUUACAAGUGAACGGCAUUUCGUAGAGCUUAUGGUAUUAGGGAAAGAUGUCUGAUGUAUUUACUGUACUUUCACUAUUUUUUAUGUAUUUACUAUUUCCACUAUCAUUUUAUGAAGUUUAUUUAUGCUUGGGACUUGGCAAAUGUCUGCAUAUUUAAUUAUAUGUAUAUAGGACAAUAUUCGCUGCAUUUGUGAAAUUUUUAUGAUACUUUUGGUCAUUCAUUUGGCUAUCUUUGCAGUGUUUGGGUUCCAUCUAUUCCAAGUUAUUAUGGUCUUUUUGUAGUAUAGGAAUAUUUUUAAUGAAACCUAUUAUGUUAAAUGAUUUCUAUAUACUACCCUAGAUUCAGGUGUUAAUUCUUCCAUCUUUGCUCAUAAAUAGGUUUUACCUUCAGUAACUUUUCAUUUAUGGUAAUUUUUUGUUAUUGAAAAGGUAUUCAAAUAUUUUCAUAUUAUAAAUUAUUUUUUAUAACGUCAGAAUAUGAAAGAAAAUGUACCUAAAUUUAAAAAGGCAUUUACAAAAUGUAUUUGAUGGUUGUUAUACUAAUGAUUAAAAUAUAUAGUACUUUAUUACAA